Messenger RNA from Penicillium brasilianum, 1419 nucleotides. The record is from the annotation of a GenBank genome assembly. NCBI's taxonomy places the organism in Eukaryota, Fungi, Ascomycota, Eurotiomycetes, Eurotiales, Aspergillaceae.
AUUCAGACCGGUGGGUCGAUCAACAACGAAACUUGCGCAGUUCGUCCUAUUCUUCAAACUGCCAUCAGCACCAAAUAUGGAUGACCGGCGUCUCCCACCAGAACAUGCCAAUCGCUACAGCGGGGCUACCUCGCAAGUUCCCGAACUCGACGUUAUGAGUAUACCCAAAUCGCCGAUCGUGCCAACGGUGACCAGUGCAGCCCAAUCGCCAGAGCGGAAACCUCGCGUCUUCCCGUGGUAUCACCCGCAAGGACGGUCACGGCGGCGACGAAUCAUCAUCGCUGCAGUGGUAUCAGCAGUGCUGAUCCUCGCCACAGUUUUAGGCGCAGUCCUGGGCGUUCGAGCUAAUCGAUAUCCAAACUACACGCCUCUAACCUACCGACUGGUAGAUACAUAUCAAGGGACAUCCUUCUUCGACAAAUUCAACUACUUCUCCGACGAGGACCCGACAGCUGGCUUCGUGAUAUAUGCGAACCGCGACGCGGCCCAGGAUCUCAAUCUCACCUAUGCCAGCGGUACCUCGGCCGUGCUGCGUGUGGACUCGUCUACGCCCCAUGCCGUUGGGGGUCGUAACUCGGUUCGCAUCGAGUCAAAGGCUACCUAUGACACGGGCCUGUUUUUGUUUGAUAUCAUCCACACACCGUACGGCUGUGGGACAUGGCCAGCCCUCUGGUUGACGGAUGGCUAUAAUUGGCCGCUGAAUGGGGAGAUUGAUGUCCUCGAGUCGAAUAAUGAGGGCUCGAACGGUAACGAGAUUACCUUGCAUACGACCCAGGGGUGCAAUAUGGACGUCAAGCGGAAAGAGACGGGCUCUCCUGUGCAAAAGUCAUGCGACAAUAGCACCGGAAACUCUGGCUGUGGCGUGCUGGGUGAUUCAUCCACGUAUGGACAAGAGUUUAAUCAGAACGGUGGUGGAAUCUAUGCUCUCGAGAUCCGCCCCGCAGGAAUCCGCACCUGGAUUUUCCCUCGAGCAGCAAUUCCACUGGACCUCUCCAAUUCUACUAACAUCCCCAAUCCAUCAACCUGGGGCACCGCUCUCGCCGACUUCCCCAGCACGAACUGCGAUAUCACCUCACACUUCCGAAACCAGAGUAUUAUUGCGAAUAUCGAUCUGUGCGGGGAGUUAGCAGCGCAAUCGCAGUAUUACACUGAGUUGUACCAGUGUCCUGGUACAUGUUCGGAUUUUGUGGCGAAUAAUCCAAGUAGUUUUGACGAGGCGUUCUGGGAGUUUGGCGAAUUUAGGGUUUAUGAGGCUAUUUAAGGUGGAGGUUGCUUUGGCUUGGAUGAUGUGUUUUAUUUUGGAAUGAAUGUCGGUUUGAACUAUUUUAUGAUUUGAUUGGCCCCAGGGUUGGAGGUGCUUUGGCGUUGGAACUACUGGUACCUUGUGAAACUCUUACGACGAGUACAAUACACCUGGCA